CCGGAAAUCCUCUUACCGCCAUUUUAGAGGGUUAACAGCGCAGCGUGUUCUUUGGACUCUCCCGAAUGGUUGAAUAUUUUCUCCCGCAAAUCUCACAAGAAAUUGCUUUAUUAUUCGCGUAGUGUGCAGCAGUAGGAUUCGUGAUUCAAGAUGAGUUACGGCAGACCUCCGCCCGACGUCGAAGGCAUGACAUCUUUAAAAGUUGACAAUCUGACUUACCGCACGUCUCCAGAAACUCUGCGGCGUGUUUUCGAGAAGUACGGACGGGUCGGGGACGUUUACAUCCCGAGAGACCGGUACACGAAAGAGAGUCGAGGGUUCGCCUUUGUCCGUUUCCACGAUAAGCGGGACGCGGAGGACGCGAUGGACGCCAUGGACGGUGCGCUGCUGGACGGGCGCGAGCUGCGCGUGCAGAUGGCGCGAUACGGGCGUCCGCCAGACUCGCACUACAGCCGCCGCGGAGCCCCACCGAGGAGAUCUGGGGGAUAUGGACGGAGAAGCCGCAGCCGUAGUCCUCGUCGCAGGAGACACAGCAGAUCCAGAAGCAGGAGUCGAUCCCAUUCCCGCAGCAGAUCCCGCUACAGCCGGUCUAGAUCCAGGUCCGACUCCCACUCACGGUCUCGCUCCAAGUCCCGCACACCCCGCAGGAGCAAGUCCAAAUCGCCUUCCAGGUCUCGCUCAAGGUCCAAAUCCAAGUCUCGCUCCAGGAGUCACACUCCUAGAUCUAACAAAGGAUCCAAAUCGCGAUCCAGAUCAAGAAGCAGACCCAAGUCUCCAGAGGACAAAGGAGCCGCUGCUGAAUCGUGAAAUUUAGGUAAGCCAAAGAGACUGCAUAGAAUUGUUUCUAGAUUUCAUACAAAUUGGUAUGGUCAUCUUAGAAAUGUAAUGUAUUCUUUGAGAGUCCUCUGUAAUUUUCUUCUCUUAAUUUUUAUAUCUCAAUACUCCAAAACUUAAUUGAUUUUGCUAUUUUGAGCAGAGUGAACCCAUUCAUAGAUCAUUUGAUCAAUUAUAAUGCUUUUAUAUACAGAAUUCAAAUACACUAUGUAUUGUCCCACUCUACUACUAUCCUUCAAGUCCCUUCAAGAUAUUGAAGUGCAAGGCAAAAGUUCAUAUUAAUGUAGGUUAACUGGCAGUAGAUGCAUUCCCUUAAUGGUGUGAGGUUUUACAGUUUAUAAUAGCAUAAUUUUUGAUAUAAGGGCGUGAGGUAGUUUAGUAUGACGGAACUGUUAUUCACAGCAUCCUGCCUGGAAUCUCCACUCCACUGAGCUGAUCUCAGAACUGUAUUAUUUUGAAGUACUUUUUAAUGCAUAUUUUAAACCUUACAAUGGAUAUUUGGUUUGGAGCCAUCAUUGGGUACAACACAGUAAGUAUUUGUUUGUUUUGAAAUCAAUGGAUUUUGGGUGGUGCACGUUUCAUCUAAAUGUGGAAUUCUUUCCUCCAAGCUGCUGAUUCCUGUUUGCAAAAGAGGAGUUUGGGGCAGUUUGAGAGCAGUUAGUGUGUGAUCCGACCAUUGGCUGCCUGCUGCUGAUUGGCGGUUGCUAUGGAGCAGGUCGGUCUCAUUGAGUGUUGAGGUGGUGUUGAGGUAUGUCUGAAGGACAAUGGACUGAGACCUUUCCAUCAUCCUUGUCACAAGCUCAUGUCUGUCGUGGCAUAGGCAAAAGCAGGACGGAUACGGGGUGUGUUCUCGGAGCUAGUUUAAGCAAUCAGGCUGUUGAGUGUGCUUUUAUAGACUUUAAUGUAAGUUAUUAAAUUACAUAAUGGCCAAAUAAUGCUCUUAACUGGCAGCAAAUGAAUUAUACCUCAGCUUGCUGACACUUAAAGUGGCUUUGAGAAGUAUGUAUUCCACCCCCAGGUUUGGCUUUUCUCCUUGAGGUUUCUUGCAGAACAAAAUAGGGUACAUGAGCAAAAGCAAUACCAUAGAUAAAAAGCAAAUCCACAGAUUAAUGUAAAUGGUUAGUUUCUCCAAACCGAUGACCAAAAUCCAAGCAUGGCAUAAAUCGAGCCAAUGAUUUGUUUUAUGGAAACGCACAAGCAAAAUGUGGCUUGUAUUGCUUAGGAUUCUCUGCUCUGGUGCUCUUUGAAAUUAACUUAUUCUUAUUUUUUCUUCUAGAUGAUGGCAAGUGAUUGAAACUUCAAGGAUCGCUUCGAAUGGAGAUGUCUGUCUGAGGAUAUCCAAAUUAUCCAUAUAGAAGACCAAAGGUUAUUGUAAUUUGGUCUUAACUUUUUAAAUGAUUUUCUUUUUGUUGUUUAUUUUCUGUUGCUCAGAAUUUCUUUGUAUCAUACUUUGAAUUCCAUGUGAUAUUAAAUUCUUUAUGCUUAAAUGGGGCUACUAGGUGAAAUCAUUUCUCUUCAUUUUUGGUAGCAUUUGCAUUUGUUUGUUACCUCAUGUUAUUGAAACUCCCAGACUAUAAAGUAAGUUCAUUUUAAUUACAAUUUAUUAACUUUUUUCUUAAUAAACAUCAUUAAUGGAUAUUGUGCUUUUUUUUUUGUUUUGUUUUUUUUGUUGACCUUAUUAGAUGUGGCUGGGUAAAGAAUGUAAUUUGGCUGGGUGAUGGCCUUCAAAUACGAAAUCAUACUUAUGUAAAAGUGUCAUUAUGACCUGUUGCUAACUUGGCAAGUGUUUUUAUGGUUCAAAUGAAAAUUUCACAGCAACAUGAUUCUAAUAUUCUCUCUUGUGUAUUUCUUAUGCACUAGGCGCAGUUGCGUAGCAGUUGUGUUUUGCUGGUUAGCUGUUAAGGUGGUGUUGCAGUGCAGAGUGCUUGGCUGUUUCCAGUAUUCUCCUGAUUGCUCCUGUAUAAUGCCUUGAUUUGAAAUUAAGAUUGGCUGCAGCAUUUUUGUUCUUUUUGCAGAAAGAUUCUGUGCAAGUCCUUUUGUGAAUAUCUGUGCCCAUUUUACAUCUUGGGAAGUUGAUCAAGAUAUUAUUUUGGUAGCAGUUAUUGACUGAUAUACACCAUUAGUUGUAAUUUCCAAAUGAAUGCUAAUAAAGGUUUUCUUUCUCUGA
Messenger RNA from Myxocyprinus asiaticus (Chinese sucker), 3001 nucleotides. RefSeq names its product serine/arginine-rich splicing factor 2-like. Lineage: Eukaryota; Metazoa; Chordata; Actinopteri; Cypriniformes; Catostomidae. The record is from RefSeq and is a predicted model, not a curated record. Gene Ontology annotation, molecular function: RNA binding. The transcript has 2 exons. Bases 151 to 807 code for a protein of 218 amino acids.